AUGGGAGAGCCUUCCACAGAGGAGCCCUUCCCUGGGCCCCAGCAUUCGGCCUUGCUCCUGCAGGAAACUGGCAUGGUGGAGCAGGGGCCUGGGCCCCUCCAGGUGUUGAGGGCUGCAGCUCCCACCGCGGGCCCAGCACCACAAGGCCAGGGGUGCCAGGGCCGCUGGCGGGAGUUGCAGCCUGACAUACCUGGAGGCCCCCAGCUUCUUCCAGCUCUUGGGGGAGUGCGUGGGGGGGGGAGGCUUGGCCAGACCCUUGAAGCGGUGCUUCAGCCGGGCCAAGAGGCUGUCGGACUGUUGCUGGCGGGACUCGACGAGACGGUGGCAGGGAGAGGCCCCGCUUGGCUACUGGUCCCAGCAGGGCAAGGAGCCAGAUGUGGGGCGGAGGCCUGUGCCAGGUGGGGCAGGAGCGCCCGGGAGGGCGUCGUCGUCGCAGGUCCGGCUCCUCCCCGCGGGGAUCUGCGCUGGGCUAGCGGCCCACGGAGGAGGAAGAGGAGGAGAUGCCUGGACGUUGCCGCCGCCGCCCCGAGGCCACCCAUGGAUCCCUCCCAGGAGGAGCAGCCCCGACGGGGCGCCCGCCUGCUGCUGCUGGGCGCGUUGCUGGCGCAGUGUCUUGCUGACCACACAGUGACUGUUCCAGAAACGUUGCUCUUUGUGUCGACCCUCGAUGGGAGCCUCCAUGCCGUCAGCAAGAAGACGGGGGACAUCAAGUGGACCCUCAAGGACGAUCCGCCCCUGCAGGUGCCGAAUUAUGUGGCCGAGCCAGCAUUUCUUCCAGACCCGAAUGACGGCAGCUUGUACGUCCUGGGGGGCAGGAACAAGGAAGGCCUGAUGAAGCUGCCUUUCACCAUCCCAGAGCUGGUGCAGUCUUCUCCUUGCCGAAGCUCCGAUGGGAUUCUCUACACAGGGAAAAAAGAGGACAUGUGGUUUGUUGUGGAUCCGAUGUCUGGGCAGAAGCAGACCAUGAUGUCCACUGAGGCGUGGGAUGGGCUGUGCCCCACAACUCCGUUGCUCUUCAUUGGACGCACCCAGUACAUCGUCACUAUGUAUGACACCAAGUCCCGUAAGCUGCGCUGGAAUGCCACCUACCUAGAGUACUCGGUCCCAUUUUACCACCAGAGCAACGAUUACAAAAUGGCCCACUUUGCCUCGAGUGGAGAUGGUCUGCUGGUGACUGUGAGCAAGGAGACUGGAGGGGUGCUGUGGAUGCAAGACUAUGGCUCCCCUGUGGUUGGCGUCUACACCUGGCACCAGGACAGCCUGCGGAGGGCGCCGCAUCUCAACAUUGCCGUGGACAGUCUGCGCUACCUUGUCCUGCGCUCCCAGGACAGCCUCUUCAUCAACUGGAACUACCAGUCCACAAAAGACUUCACCGCCAAGACUCGGUUGCUGCCAACACUGUAUGUGGGCAAAUAUGCUGCAGGUUUCUACGCCUUGACAUCCUUAGUGCAUGAGGGCACGGCUCUUGUGCCUCAGGGCUUGACACUGGCACGGAGCAGUGGCCCCACCACAGAAGACGUGACGCUGCAGAAGGCCGGCGAGUGUGAGAUCAUGCCAAGCACAAACGUCAAAUAUCCCCAGGGCAGCGUCACCAUUCCCCACAGCCAGUGGCUGCUAAUAGGGCACCACGAGCUGCCACCUGUGGUGCACACAACCAUGCUGCGGGCGUUUCCCGAGGCACUGCGGAGGAGCACAGAGACUCUCGUGGCCCCCAGCUCCGCUGCCAGGACCCUCUUUGAUGAUUUCCUGGCCUCCCACAACCUCGGGGAGCAUCCUCCUGAGGAGGGCCAGUAUGAUGCAGGCCCCCCCUUGGAGAUGGAAAAGAUGGAGGUGUACCCAGAGUUUGGCAUCUGGCAUCUGGCAGCAACUGGAGCCGCUACUGUGUUUCUGGGCGGGGGGAUCCUCUGCCUCGUCCUCUGGCAAAUGCAGCAGCAGCAGAACCGAGAGCACCGGCGGCAGCAGUACCUGGAGGCGAGAGUGCAGCUCCUGCAGCAGCAGCAGCAGCAGCAGCAGCAAGGGGCUGGACGGCCCCCUCCUGACCGCGGCUCUGGGGAGCCCCUCCCAGCAGCAGUCUCCGGGGCUUCACCAGGAGCAACUCCUGAGAGUUCCAUGAAGGCGGAGCAGAGUUCGGGACCCUCCUCUUCUUCUGGAUUGACUGAUUGGGUGUCCCGCCAAAGCUCUCUUGUGAAAGGUGGCACUGGCCACGGUUCUGAUGCAGAAACCGUCCGCGUGGGGAAAAUCUCCUUCAACCCCAAGGAUGUCCUGGGCCGUGGGGCAGGGGGGACCUUUGUGUUCAGGGGCCACUUUGAAGGGCGCAAGGUGGCCGUGAAGCGGCUGCUUCCAGAGUGCAUCCAUCUGGCGGAUCGCGAGGUGCAGCUCCUGCGCGAGUCGGACGAACACCCCAACGUGGUGCGCUACUUCUGCACGGAGAUGGACCGGCAGUUCCGCUACAUCGCCAUUGAGCUGUGCGCUGCCACGCUGCAGGAGUAUGUGGAGAGCCCCACUUUCGACCGGCAAAGUCUGGAUUCCGUCUCGCUGCUGCAUCAAACCAUGUCUGGUUUGGUUCAUUUGCACUCCCUCAACAUCGUCCACCGUGACCUGAAGCCCUGCAACAUCCUGAUCUCGGCCCCCAACAGCCACGGGCAGAUGCGCGCCGUCAUCUCAGACUUUGGCCUGUGCAAGAAGCUGCAGAGGGGGCGACGCAGCUUCAGCCUCCACUCGGGUAUUCCUGGCACGGAGGGAUGGAUUGCGCCAGAGGUGCUGAGAGAGGACCCCAAGCAGAACCCUACAUGCACGGUGGACAUCUUCUCAGCAGGCUGCAUCUUUUACUAUGUUGUGUCCAGCGGGCAGCAUCCCUUUGGAGAUGGCUUUCACCGCCAGGCCAACAUCCUCACUGGGGCCUAUCGCCUGGAGCAAUUUCAGCAGGAGACGCAUGACAAUGUCAUUGGACGGGAAUUGAUCGAAGCCAUGAUCAGCAGUGACCCCCGCACGCGCCCCUCAGCCACACAGGUCCUCAUGCACCCUUUUUUCUGGAGUCAUGAGAAGCAGCUGCAGUUCUUCCAGGAUGUCAGCGACCGCAUUGAGAAGGAGCCAGCGGAUGGAGCCAUUGUUAGUGCGCUAGAGGCUGGAGGUCGCGCAGUGGUGAGAGGCAACUGGCGGGCACAUAUCUCCAUCCCCCUGCAGACAGACCUCAGGAAGUUCCGGACGUACAAAGGCAACUCAGUGCGUGAUCUCCUGCGGGCCAUGAGGAAUAAGAAACAUCAUUACCGUGAACUGCCCAGCAGCGUGCAGGAGACCCUCGGCGCCUCCCCACGGGAGUUUGUCCAGUACUUCACCCUCCGCUUCCCUCGCCUGCUGCUGCACACCCACCAGGCCAUGAGCCCGUGCGCCAGCGAGAGGCCACUGCAAGCAUAUUACUACCCAGCGCCAUGAAGCUCCUGAGGCCAAACAAGGCCCACACAGGCAUGAGUGGCAGGAAUUCAUCAGGACAGAGGAGAGAACAACCAGUUCUGGGCCGCCGUCCUCCUUGUGGUUGAGCAGACGUUUCUGCUGUUGGGGCAUGCAGGUGCAUCGUUGCGUGUGCACCAGAACGUUUUCUGGGGGCCAUUUGGAGUCUACUCUACCCCAGGAAAAUCCAGUGCUGCAGAGAGACUCCAGGAUUCCCCCGAACGCACUGUGGAAGUUCUCUCUAGAGGGCAAAGCUCCUUCCGAGGGCAGAAUAGGGAGCAAAGACGCUGCCGUAUUCUGAGCCAGUAGGCCAUUUAGCUGAUUAUUGACUACACCGACUGGCAGGAGCUCUCCAGGACUGCAGGCUGGGGUCCUUCUUAGCCCUGCCUGGAGAUGCCACCAAUGGGGGCUCCUUCAGGGCUCCCCAUGAGCACUUAGGCUAGUGGAAGGUCAGGUGCCGCUUUUUAGACAGGACUGCUUUGCCUUCCGUGGGACAGCUGAAGUCCAUUUGUGCAAAAAUGGACGGGGUCCAUCCUGACGCUCGCUCUCUCUCUCUCCCUCUGCCCGCCCCCAGUGCAGCUGGUGUGCUCUCCAGAGCUGGCGCAAUGCCACCUUUUGUUGGGGUGAAGCCCACCCAUCCCCUCCGACAAAGGCCCAUUUGUCCUGGGUGGAAUGCAGAGGGUGGCAUGGCUUGUCCCAGAAGGCCAGGGGAACGGACUGGGGAUGUUGUGGCUGACAUGAUUUAAGUCCUGUAACAGUAUGGCCUGGGUGGAUAUGGGAGCAGGCAUCUGGGUUUGUUGCUGGCCUCCUACAGAAGUGCUUUCAGGAAAUUCAGCUCAUGGAAUCCAUUAACAGACAAGGGUCGAUGAUGCCAUCAGCCAGCAAGUGGCUCUGUCACCCUGAGUACCUCCAGGGCCCCUCCACCUCGACCUCUCACGGGGACCACUUGAUAAAACGGUUGAGCAUAACUGUUUGUGCAAGAUAUUGCAGUGGCAUUUUAUCCUAGCAAAUGGCAAUUGUUGUACUAUGACGGUAGGCACGUAGUAUGUCUUGCUGGCUCUUUAAAUGGCU
Molecule: messenger RNA, 4518 nt
Organism: Rhineura floridana
Lineage: Eukaryota; Metazoa; Chordata; Lepidosauria; Squamata; Rhineuridae
Gene: ERN2
Product: endoplasmic reticulum to nucleus signaling 2
Exons: 25
Coding region: 1-3432 (1143 amino acids)
Biological process (GO): protein phosphorylation; mRNA processing; IRE1-mediated unfolded protein response
Cellular component (GO): IRE1-TRAF2-ASK1 complex
Molecular function (GO): RNA endonuclease activity; protein serine/threonine kinase activity; ATP binding
Source: RefSeq, a predicted model, not a curated record